Molecule: messenger RNA, 1131 nt
Organism: Aspergillus wentii DTO 134E9
Lineage: Eukaryota; Fungi; Ascomycota; Eurotiomycetes; Eurotiales; Aspergillaceae
Gene: gmtA
Product: GDP-mannose transporter
Exons: 4
Coding region: 1-1131 (376 amino acids)
Biological process (GO): transmembrane transport
Cellular component (GO): Golgi apparatus
Molecular function (GO): GDP-mannose transmembrane transporter activity; antiporter activity
Source: RefSeq, a predicted model, not a curated record
AUGGCAGAAGACAAGAAAACGGACGAUUUCACGAUUCAGAUGGAUCAGGGGAGUAAGACCUUUGAGGCACCUCUGCCGCCGCCUCCCCAGCCCAGAAGCGCACCGAGCAACAAUCCCAUCCUGCCGGUGCUGGCGUACUGCGGAUCUUCUAUUAUGAUGACCGUUAUGAACAAAUAUGUUCUGUCGGGCACUGGUUUCAACCUCAAUUUCUUCUUGCUCUGUGUUCAGUCCCUCGUCUGUAUCGUUGCGAUUCAGACAUGCAAGACAUUUGGCCUGAUAACAUUCCGUGAUUUCAAUUCCGACGAGGCCAAAAAGUGGUUUCCCAUCACCUUGCUUUUGAUCGGCAUGAUCUACACUGGCUCCAAGGCCCUCCAGUUUCUUUCGAUUCCGGUAUACACCAUUUUCAAGAACUUGACGAUUAUCCUCAUUGCCUACGGUGAGGUGCUCUGGUUCGGUGGCUCCGUCACCGGUCUUACCUUGUUCUCCUUUGGACUCAUGGUUGUGAGCUCCAUCAUCGCCGCAUGGGCCGACAUUAAGCAUGCCGUUGAGAGUACCAGUGAUGCAACCGCCAGGGUCUCGACACUGAACGCCGGAUAUAUUUGGAUGAUGAUCAAUUGCCUCUGCACUUCCUCCUAUGUUUUGGGGAUGCGCAAGAGAAUCAAGUUGACCAACUUCAAGGAUUUCGACACCAUGUACUACAACAAUCUUCUGUCGAUCCCCGUCCUUGUGGUUUUGACCUUCUUCGUCGAAGACUGGUCAUCCACCAACGUUGACCGCAACUUCCCCCCCACCGAUCGCAGCGGUAUUUGGUUCGCCAUGAUCCUGUCCGGUCUUUCCUCGGUGUUCAUUUCCUACACCUCCGCCUGGUGUGUCCGUGUGACCUCUUCGACCACCUACUCCAUGGUGGGCGCUCUCAACAAGCUGCCUAUUGCGGUCUCCGGUUUGAUUUUCUUCGAUGCACCUGUGACCUUCCCCAGUGUCUCUGCCAUUGUCGUGGGUUUCAUCAGUGGAAUCGUCUACGCGGUUGCUAAGAUCAAGCAAAGUGCCAAGCCGAAGACUGGUUCCCUGCCUACUGCAAACCCUCUUGUCAGUGCUAGCAGCCAGAGCAUGAGAGAUUCGCUACGAUCUUAA